UAAGCCUGUGUGGGUAUAACUAAACUAUUUUUUAUUAGUAUACCUACUAUACUAGCGACCCGCCCCGGCUUCGCACCGGUGCAAUAUAUCUACUACAGAAUGUCCCUAUACACAACGUUCACAGCUUUUUUGUUAUUAGACAAUUAAGGUGGGCAAUAUUAUAGUACAUUAUUUUGGUCUAUCUCGUAGAGUUCAGCCAGCGUUUGCAAUAUAAGCGCAAAAAAUGUGCUUAUAGAAACCUCUAAAUUUAGAGAUUGCGUAGUUUUAAAGAUCUAACCAUAUACAGGGACAGACAGACGGCGGAUAGCGACUUUGUUUUAUACUAUGUAGUGAUUAUUAAUAACGUAUUUUGUAUCUCGCAAAACAAAAGAAUCUAAAGAAAAGAUUUUCAUCAGUUCUAAUACGGUACUUUUUCAGGAUGGUAAAUUGGAAGUGGAGAGCCCUUUGGCGAUUGGCCAAGAACUUAUUUAUGAUCCAGGCAAAUACUGCAUUGACAUGUUCAUUAUGGCGCAAAAUAAAACCAAGUUGAACGCUUUCAUUUGCCACGUCCAUAAGGAAAUAGAGAAAUACCAUUUAACGGUGACCGGUUCUUGUUACUUGGUUACCUGUUUCUUCGUUAUCCUGAGAGUUUCCUUAUUCGCGUGGUUGCCGGAACUUCAAACACUUCACGGUGUGACCAUUGUAGCGUACCUCGGAAAUUUCGUGGUGGGUUACAUGUUGUUGGGAAUUAAGAAACUGUUCAUGUACAAAAAUAAUAUCAGUCGAGAAAUAUGCGUCGUUUUAAGUAUCAUUACGUACUUCAGCAUUAUGUCUGCAUUCUUCUGGCGUAACAUUAUGUGCUUCGAUAUGUGGAGGACUUUCAGUGGCAAGCACACCAUUUCAAGAAGAAAUAAAAUCUCCCGUCCACGUUUAGCCGCAUACUUUGCCUACGCGGUCGGUGUCCCGGCAGGGCUCACUGCUAUACUUAUUGCAAUGGAGUUCUCGGAUAUUUCCAAUUAUCAUCCUCUGAAACCGAAACUUCGAUUAAAUGGCUGCGCCGGCAUGAGUGGCGAUGGCGCGCUAGUCUACCAUUUCACGCCAUUAAUCACCUUAUUCUUCGCCAACAUAGUGAUGUUCACUUCAACGGCCCUGAAAAUUGCGGCGACAACAAAACAGACCAAAAUUUUAUACCAAUCACAGAGUAAUGUAACCAAUGCUACAAACACUGAAAGACAAAGGUUUUUACUUUACGUGAAACUUUGGGCAGCCAUGUUGAUCCUGGAAGUAAACUGGAUAGUAAGAGCAGUAGUUUAUUUUUUCCCAGAAGUAGAAGUACUAGUCUUCUUCGUCGAUAUAUAUAAUACAACAGUCCUUCUAGGAUUAAUAAUCCAUUACUUCUGUCAAAAAAGAAAUUGGAGAAAAAUUAAAAUGAGAUACCAACAAAUGAGAGGGAUUGCAGUGUCUGAACCGAACACAGGAACAUCAUCAAACCGUACCAUGUCAACCACAAGCUUAGAGGUGUCACAAAUAUCUGUCACAAAUGUCAGUAACACAGUUACAUCCAACUGUGAUACAAGCCCUCUAUAAUGUAGUAAAUAACCCUUGCUGUGGUAAGACCACACACUCUUUUUAUUAUUUUCCUAAUUAUGAAAGAGAUUAACCCAAUAAGUUCACCUUUAGAAUCUAUUCGUCUGUUCUCUAGCGAAGGUUUAAAAGAAUCUAAGUCUCUAUUAUAGAAUCUAUUGGAAAAUUCUUACUUAUGUCGUUAUGUCUGUUUUAAGUAAAUUUGAAAGGGCGGAGAAUAGAUACGAAUAAUAGGAUUUAAUUAUCGACAUUCAUAAUUAUAAACAUCUGUGUAUUAAUUAUCAGACUAAAUAUAUACCGGGUGACUUGUACCUUGACGUAUUCCUCUUAGGACGUAAUAGUAAUAGUACCUAUAACUAUUUUUCUACAAAAUUAGCCCUGACGUCCCUAGUCCGGAAGUGGCUAGUUAUUGUAUUGACAUAUUCAAAAUUUUGUUCAAAUGGAUCUUCCCUAUGAUAAAUACGUUCCUAAUCUCUGUGAUGGUCACUCUU
This is a messenger RNA of Spodoptera littoralis (African cotton leafworm), 2054 nucleotides long. The record is from the annotation of a GenBank genome assembly. NCBI's taxonomy places the organism in Eukaryota, Metazoa, Arthropoda, Insecta, Lepidoptera, Noctuidae.